Octopus sinensis (East Asian common octopus) is the source of this 390-nucleotide messenger RNA. RefSeq lists its product as uncharacterized. NCBI's taxonomy places the organism in Eukaryota, Metazoa, Mollusca, Cephalopoda, Octopoda, Octopodidae. The coding region runs from base 1 to 390 and encodes 129 amino acids. The transcript has a single exon. The record is from RefSeq and is a predicted model, not a curated record.
AUGAAAAUAGGUUCUUCUAUAAUGCUCUUAAGAAACCUUGAUGCCCACAGUCUCUGCAAUGGAACAGGGUUUGUUGCUAAAGCAAUCAUGCGCCAUCAGCUGGAAGCAACGAUAGUUACAGGCAACAUGAUGUGUGAAAAUGUCUUCAUUCCAAGGAUACCUCUCAUCUCAUAUGAUCUCCCUUUUCAGUUCAAAAGACUGCAGUUUCGUGUCAAACUGAGCUUUGCAAUGUCUAUCAACAAAGCACAAGGUCAAUCUCUAAAGGUGGUGGGACUUAACCUUCUUCAGCCAUGCUUCUCACCAGGUCAGCUGUAUGAUGGAUGUUCCAGAGUUGGAGAUGAAGAGAACCUCUACAUUCUCAGUGAUAAACUAGAAAGACAUAGUAUAUAA